Molecule: messenger RNA, 489 nt
Organism: Mytilus trossulus (common blue mussel)
Lineage: Eukaryota; Metazoa; Mollusca; Bivalvia; Mytilida; Mytilidae
Exons: 3
Coding region: 49-489 (146 amino acids)
Source: RefSeq, a predicted model, not a curated record
GAGUCUUUGUCUAAUACCGAAAGAUUUGAUGUCCAGCAGGAGAGAAGGAUGACGGGAAAUCUAACAUACGGGACAGUGAUUCCAGCACGGUCUAGAAUAGAAUGUACUGUGAAAUGUUUGGAGAACGCUGAUUGCUGUAUGUCAAGCUACAACAGAGACACCAAUGCAUGUACUAUUGAUCUAUCGGGGUGUUGUGACGUCAAAACAGGACAAGCAGACGACACCUAUGUCAUGAUCAAACUGUCAGGCGAAAGACCAAAGGACUGUAGUGACAUUUCUGUUCAAUGUAACGCCUGUACCAGCAGCGUUUAUACUAUUUAUCCAGUUGGCUCAUGUGGUGUAGAUGUUUUCUGUAUGAUGGAGACUUACGGAUACUCAUGGACAAUAGGAAAAAAUGUGCAAAGUUACAAUAAGGUUCUCAGUUCAGUGACAGUACUCAAACAUGAACAAAGAUUUAGGAAUGAAAUGUUGAACCAAAGUGAAACAUAG